AUGAACGAAGAAGAAGACAUUUGCAGAGUUUGUCGAAAUGGAUCAACACCAGAUAACCAACUAUCGUAUCCCUGCAAAUGUAGUGGAUCCAUAAAAUUCAUACACCAAGAUUGUCUCUUGGAAUGGAUCAAACAUUCAAAGAGUUCUUCAUGUGAACUAUGUGGAUACCCUUUUAGAUUUACUCCUAUUUAUUCUGAUAAUACACCAGAUAUAUUACCAUUUAAAGAAUUAUCAGUAGAAGUAUUAAAGAGAUCAUUUAAAUUUCUAAAGAGAUUUGCUAGAAUUAGCUUUUCAUUUAUGUGUUUUCUCGUUAUGAUCCCAGCAUUGACAUGCAUCACAUUUCAUCUCUUUUUUGGGAUGUCUACUAAAAAGAUGUUGCCCUAUACAAUCUUUAACUCGUUUUUGAUUGGUGUAACAUUGUACUUUUUCAUCAUUGCAACAUCAUUCCUCAGUUAUAUAUUCCUAACCUUUUUAAAUGGAAAAUUGAUUGAAUUGGAAAUCGAAGAACCUACAACUACAGAACAAGAACAACAAGUACAAGAUGAUGAUGAAGAAGAUGAAGAAGAGGAUGACGAUGACGAUGAUGACACUGAAGAAGAUAUAUUAUAUGAUCAAGAUCAUAUUUUUGAUAAUGGAUUGGAACAACAAAUGAAUCAACAACCUGCCAUUCCUGCUCAUAUUCCUCCUCCUCCUCCACCUGCUCCACAACAACAACAACAAGGAGAAGUAAGACAUAUAUUUAGAAUACCAGGUGUUAUUGAAAUCCUUGGUGUUCAACAACAAGACAUUCCUCUAAAUCCAGAGGCAGUACUAGAAAAUAAUAAUAUUGUAGUCAAUGAACAUGAUGAUGGAGAUGAUAUAGAAACUUUAAUUGGAUUAAGAGGACCAAUAUCAGAUGUUAUCCUACGCACCGCAUCAUUUGCGAUUUACAACUUUAUAUUUUUGUUAAUAUUUUUAUAUCUCCCCUUCCAAAUUGGCAAACAAGCAAUAUUAGUAAUCUCACAAAUAGAUACUGGUAUUGGUGGAUUCAAACUAAGUCAACUAACUGAAGGAAUAAUUAAUUUAUUCAUUGGUUAUUCUAGUCUUGCUUUAGUAUCUUUAUACAUUUUGUCUGAAUGUAUUAAACACAAGAUUGCAUACAAGAUAUCAAGAUUAUUAUAUUCAUUUAUUAAAAUUUCAAUGAUUUUCUUUAUCGAAUUGGGAAUUAUUCCAUUCCUUUUUGGUGUUGCAUUAGAUUUAUUAACUUUACCAUUAUUUGGUGGAAAUUUGGAAUCAAGAAUGAAUUCAUUUACAAAUAACAAGAUACAAUAUAUAUUAACAAGAUUGGCAUUUGGAUUGUUUUCAAUCAUUGGUAUUUCAUCGUCAUCCAGGGUUUUACAUCAAAUAUUUAGACCAGAGGUUAUUUGGUUCCUCAAGGAUUCUGCCGAUCCCGAUUUCUCAUUGGUCAAGUUCCUCAUCAAGGCAAAACUACAUCAUAUAUUCUUUAACAUUUCCAUGGCAUUUUUAACCUAUGUCAUUAUUGGAUUUUUAAUCAUCUUUUUACCUUUAAAAGUCCUAAGUUUUGUUCCUGAUCUAUUACCAAUGGAUUUUGGUGAUAUAUUUAAUAAGUUGGGUACUGAUAUUUGUUUAAUCGUAUCAACAAGUUAUUUCCCAAGAUUCCAUCCACAAUUUACUUUUAAUUCUUUUAUUAAAACAACAUUUACCUUUUUUGUUACCAAAUUAGGUUUAGAUGAUUACAUGUUGAUACGAAAACCUACAACAACCAAUACAACAAACAAUACAACUGAACCAGUACAACAACCAGAAUAUAAUUAUCAACCACCCGAUCAACAACCUGAACAACAACAACAACCUGAACAACCGCAACCACAACAACAACAACAACAAUCUCAACCAGAAUAUAUUAAACCAAAUAAUUAUGGGUACAAAGUAAUCAUAUUUAUGGUAUUUUGUUGGUUUGAAUUGUUUUGUGCAUCACUUUUGGCAUUAAGUAUACCAGUUAGUAUUGGAAGAUAUCUAUUUAGCCUUGUACAAUUUACCUAUCAUAAUGACACUGUAUCACUAUUUGUUGGUUUGGCAGUGUUGUGGCUUGUAACCAAGGGUAUCAGCACCAUCUUUUCAGGAAGAACAUCGGUCGAUCAUUUCUUUUCAAAGAUUCCAAAUGUAUUGAAACUAGUCUUGAUGAUUGCCAUCUUUACAGUAGCCCUCCCUCUUCUUAUUGGUCUAGUAUUUGAAUUGGUCGUCAUUAUACCAUUAAUUGCAAAUUAUGAUGAAUCAUAUUAUAUUUUUGUUAUAGAUUUAUUUAAUAUUUGGGGAAUUGGAGUUUUAUUAUUAAACUUUUGGUAUCAAUGGAUUACAUCGAGGGCACCAAUGAAUAAUAUUAGAAAUCGUAGACCACCUGAAGAUGAAUUGAUUCCACACCAAAAUGGGGAACAAGAUCAACAGGGUGAUGGUGAUAGAUGGAUGGACAGAUUCAACCAACUCAAACGAAAUGGAUUUAUGGGUAUCGACCUUUGGUUUAGUUUACAAAAGAUUGUAUUCCCAAUCGUUUACUUUUUAUUGAAGCUCCUCACAGUUCCCUACUUUAUAUCAAAGGGCGUUGUUCCAUUCUUUGGAGGAAGUCCCAUUCUAGAAAACAUUACGUUUAUCUAUGGCUACCCAGUAUUUGUUUUCCUUCUCGCCUCGGAAAUACUCUACUUUAAACUCAAGAAAUCAGUUAUACACUUUCACAAUAUCAUCAGAGAUGACAGAUAUCUUAUUGGAAAACAUUUACAUAAUUUGGAACAACAGCGUCAACAACAUCAUUAA
Messenger RNA from Cavenderia fasciculata, 2808 nucleotides. RefSeq names its product RING zinc finger-containing protein. Gene Ontology annotation, cellular component: endoplasmic reticulum membrane. Gene Ontology annotation, molecular function: zinc ion binding. The record is from RefSeq and is a predicted model, not a curated record. The transcript has 7 exons. NCBI's taxonomy places the organism in Eukaryota, Evosea, Eumycetozoa, Acytosteliales, Cavenderiaceae. Bases 1 to 2808 code for a protein of 935 amino acids.